Caenorhabditis remanei is the source of this 483-nucleotide messenger RNA. RefSeq lists its product as uncharacterized. The coding region runs from base 1 to 483 and encodes 160 amino acids. The transcript is spliced from 2 exons. NCBI's taxonomy places the organism in Eukaryota, Metazoa, Nematoda, Chromadorea, Rhabditida, Rhabditidae. The record is from RefSeq and is a predicted model, not a curated record.
AUGUUUGUACCCGAACACAUCACAGCUACCGGAGAUGAGAUGCACGGACACUCUGGCCCUUCCCGCCGUAACAAUCGUCAGUCUCUUGUCGAACAAAUGGAAGUUCCGGACAGAAUAACAGUGACUGGAGGUGACAGUUAUGGCAGAAUAACAGAAGAUUAUCGCAACGGAAUGGACAAGCUUCCAACAGAAAAUGGGCACUAUUUGAAUGACGUGCCGGAUGUGCUCACUGUUGCUGAUACUCAAUAUCCUGUCGAAGAUGCACGUCGCCAGAUAGAUACUGCCCGUACAGAUAAUUCGAUGGUAGUUGAUGAAGAUCCUCUUCGUGAACUAAAAAUGCUCCGUCGUCAAAUGGGCAGAAUUAAUGCGAGAGUUUUCGAAUUGGAAGAGAACAAUGAGCGGCGUAAACACCGAGAACAAGCAUUCUUUGUGGCUCUUCUCGGGGUUGCCAUCACGGCAAUUUGGUCCAUUUUCAAGCGAUAG